UAUCAACUGUCAAAUAAGUGUCAAAAUCAGCAGCACGUCAGUCAGCGUCUGAUUGGAAUUAAAUAUCAUAUUCAUUCAUUUCAGUUCAGUUGGUUCAGUUGUGGACUUGUCCGCGGUUAAGGUUCCGAGAAGUGGUUAGUGAAGUACUAUGGAAGAGCAACCUAAACCGAAGUUGUUCACCCGGGAGGAGCUCAAGUCACGGUGCACGCGCAAUGACGCGGUCCUUAUCAUCCACAACGAGGUGUACGACGUCACCAGCUUCCUAGCAGAGCACCCCGGUGGUGAAGAGGUGCUACUGGAAAAGGGUGGCCAGGACGCUACCGAGCCUUUCGAGGAUGUCAGCCACAGCUCAGAUGCCAGAUCUUUAAUGAAGAAGUACAAGAUCGGCGAGCUAGUGGAAGCAGACCGAGUGCAGAGUAAGAACGCUUUCUCACCCCAAUGGACCAACGACCAGGCGCAGGAGCAGGGCAACACGUGGACUUCGUGGCUGACACCGUUGCUGCUGGGCGUGGCCGCCACCAUCCUCUACCGCUACCUGUUCGCGUAGUGCCGCCGCCGCCACCACGCCACGCUGCUACGACUCGUUAUUCUAACCUAGAUUACCUAGAUUUAAGAAACCGGGCAAGUAUCGUCAGACAACUCUCACUCAUGAUGAUGUGGUUGCUAACUUUAUAACUUGACACUAUUGAAUAUUUCACACCAACUAAGAAUCUUUGAAUGUAUUUGAGGUCAUAUGUAGUGAACAGUAGUGGUACUGUAUUGUAUGCUCUACUUGUUAAUACUAUAGAUACAUAUCUAAAAUAAGAUAAUAUUGUCAUAUAACUCAGAACAUAAAUAAUUCAUACAGGUUAUUGUCGUCCUUUUAUAUGAGCAGUAACAAACUAACAAGAUUCCUGUAGUCAAUUUAAAGAGAAUGGUCAAUGUAAUACGAAUGUGAGCUGUAACGCUUGUAGAACAAGUGGCGUAUGUUACGUAGGUAGUAGGAACUAGAAGGGAUGUAUAGAGCAAGAAAAAUAUUGCCCCGUCAUUAUGGUUCAGCAUGGAGAAUUAUGCUCGUUGUAUGGCAGGCGGUGGUUGUGCCCGUUGAGUCGUCGAGUUGAUAAACCGUGCUACAGUCUGACCGCACGGACGAUGGAUGUACCGAUUCGUAUGCAGUAGCGGCGCGGCGCUGAUGCUGUGGUUUACUACUCUAUCGUCACGCAUUGUUUCAAAUAUGGUGCCAGUACGCAGUUACUACUUUUAUUGAGGUGUUAAGACUAGAUAAUUAAGCGAAAGUGUAUUUUUAUGUUUUUACUUGGGACGAGGUAUAUUACUGCUAUUUAUUUAAUUUACUUCUUAAUGUGUGUGCCUUCUGAAAGUUCGUGAGUUCUUGUACUAAGGAAAUGUAAUGAACUAAAUUACCUCUAUAUACAUGAAUAAGCCAUGAUGAGUUUGUUAUGGAAUGUGCACACACCAUAAGUACCAAUAAUGUGUCUUAUGAAUUUUGCAAUUAUAUAUUACUUGUUUCGCGGUGUGAUCAUAAUUUUAUAAUGAUUAUAAUAUAAGUGCAUAAAGUAGUACAAUAUUUUCAAAAAUCAUUUGAUUAAGCUUUAAAUUGUAACAUGUGUGGAGUUGAAUGAAUAUAUUGUUUUCGACAUUUGUUAAGUUUUGGUUUAAAUUCCUCAUUUUGUCUAGGAUACAAAUAAUUAUAUGCAAGAAUAUAAUUAUUGCUCACGUGUCAAUUUAAAGUUUGUAUCCAUUUACAUAUAAUUAGCAGUUGAUCCACAUUUAGUGGAUGACCUGGUUUAGCACAAAUUUGUAUAAAUACAAAGGAAUACAUGGUCUCAGUAUCACAAACUCCUGAACGAUUUAAUACAGUUUAACAAAAAAUAUGUAGGUAUAUAUAAUACUUAUGCAUUAUUUACACUGGAUGAUUGAGGCUCGUGGCUUAUUUACAUUGUAUAGCCUUUUUGUGAUAUAUCUGUGUAAUAUAAUCACCUUCUGGAA
Spodoptera litura is the source of this 1986-nucleotide messenger RNA. Its product is annotated as cytochrome b5. Gene Ontology annotation, cellular component: membrane; intracellular membrane-bounded organelle. Lineage: Eukaryota; Metazoa; Arthropoda; Insecta; Lepidoptera; Noctuidae. The record is from RefSeq and is a predicted model, not a curated record. Gene Ontology annotation, molecular function: heme binding.